Messenger RNA from Pieris rapae (cabbage white), 6155 nucleotides. It is a transcript of the gene alpha-Catr, whose product is annotated as alpha-catulin. Gene Ontology annotation, biological process: cell adhesion; Rho protein signal transduction. Bases 144 to 2363 code for a protein of 739 amino acids. Gene Ontology annotation, molecular function: actin filament binding; cadherin binding. The transcript has 14 exons. The record is from RefSeq and is a predicted model, not a curated record. Lineage: Eukaryota; Metazoa; Arthropoda; Insecta; Lepidoptera; Pieridae.
GCCGCAGGCGAGGGUCCGGCAGUGCCGCGGCGGAGGCAGGCUGAGCGGCGCCCUGCCGCAGCGAUCCGCCCGCGCGUCCACACGUGCGCGCCGACACAGCGCGCCGCCGCAACGCGGGCCCUUGCUUAACGCACACAGGAGACAUGGACGCGCUAUCCGAUGACGAUGAUUACACGUGCCGGGAGCCCCAGAUCAGCAGUCUGGUGACAACGAGAGGUGAUGCAGCUGUUGGAGCCGCGGUACAGAGAGUAGGAGCUGCCGUCGCAUGCGCAGUGGAACGAUUCGUGGCCGUGGGAGAAACUAUAGCUGAUGACAACCCAGACGUGCGGCAUAGUAUGGUUCUUGCGUGUAAAGAGGCGCGAUCAGCAGGUCGUGCAAUAGAGCGAGUAUGCAGCGGUACUGAUGGUGCGGGGAUGGUGUCAGCUGCGCGGGCGUUACUUGCGGCUGUGACUAGAGUCCUUCUUUUAGCAGAUAUGGUGGUUGUGAGACAAUUACUAUUGGCCAAGGACAAGGUGGCACGUUCAUUGGAUCGUCUGGAGUCGGUGUCCAACUUUGCAGAGUUUGUACGCGCAUUCACGGAGUUUGGCGGAAGUAUGGUGGAGCUUGCACGACUUACGGCGGAGCGGAGAGCAGAUUUAAGGGAUGAGAGACGGAGGGCGCAGGUGGCAGCAGCAAGGAAUGUACUUGAAAGGUCUACGCUGAUGCUUCUUACGUCAUCUAAGACAUGUUUAAGGCAUCCAGGGAGUGCAUCAGCGCGAGAAAAUCGAGAUACAGUUUUCUGUCAAAUGAGGCGAGCUAUGGAUCUAAUACAUUAUGUUGUACGAGAUGGACUUCCGGGACAUGAAGAGCAAUCACAAGAGUUGCAACCUUUCUCGGACAGUCAAGAACAGGCAGCUCAAUGGGAAGCAGGAACGGCGUUAGGUGCUUUAAGGGGGCUGACGACGCAGGUUCGGGCAGCAAGAGCAAGGGGUGGUGCUGAUGGAUCACGGAGAAGGGCCCUAGCGGCAACAUUGAGAGCUCUAGUCGAACGCACACACGACUUCACAGACUCCGCCUAUACCUCGCACGAACAUCGACAAAGGAUACUGGCCUUAGCUGAACGAAUAGCCUAUGAGUUGGAGAGAUUAGUGUCUGUUGCUGUCUCCUUAGAGGAACAGGGUGUAAGUGGUACAUUAGCAGCAUUGGAAAGCGCUUGUGCGGGUGCAACCAACGCUGCGGGUGAAUUAGAAAGAGCCUUAGUGGCUGCCGCCAGGGAUCAAGCGAGAGAUUUGGCUUCCCUAGCGGAACAGGCCAGAAAAAUAGCUACAGACCUCGCGCACAUAGGUAACCUUCGAAGAAAAAUAGCUAGUUCCUGUGGUGAGAGAGAAUCAGAGAGACUGCACAAUAUAGCCAGCCAGCUUCAUGAGCAAUUAGAUCAUAUAAUUGAGGUAUGCAAAUUACUUAGGCAUAUAGCGAUGUCGGAGACUCUUCAAGUUAGUGCUAAGUUCGCUGAAAUAAAUUUAAGGAUAUACGGCCCUCAAGUAGUGACGGCAGCUCGGACGCUCGCUGCCCAUCCGGGCAGUGCCGCAGCAAGAGAAAACCUCGAUGUGUUCGUAGAUAUGUGGGCGUGGCUCCUAGCUGAUGCCGCACGCCUAGCUAAAGAACUUUUAGAUUUAACAGACGAAAGACCCGAUAAACAACAAUAUAGUAGUUUACCUAGACCUGGUAAACACGGCACAACUAGUAAACCCUUAAAAGCAGUUCGUCUAGAUUCGGAUGAGCAAGCGAAAAUUGCCAAAUCGGGUCUCGAAAUGAAAAUGAUGUCCUCUGAGAUGGACGCUGAAACUGAAAAAUGGCAGGGCGCAGACGAAAAUAAUGACAUCGUGAAAAGAGCUAAGAAUAUGUCUUCCAUGGCCUUCGCUAUGUACCAAUUCACAAAAGGUGAAGGUCGACUGAAUACAACGCAAGAUCUCUUCACCCAAGCAGAAUACUUUGCAGAAGAGGCGAAUAGACUUUAUAAAAUUGUUAGACAGUUUUCGUACCAGGUUCCAGCAGGUACAGCAAAGAAAGAGUUGUUGGAACAUUUGGACAGAGUCCCAACGUAUGUACAACAGUUACAAUUUACGGUAAAGGAGCCAACGGUCGGGCGUGCCGCAACAUUCAGCAAAGUCGAUAAUGUCAUUCAAGAAACUAAACACCUCAUGAACGUUAUUAGCAAAGUUGUCACGACCUGCUUCGACUGUGCAAACAAGUACAAAUUGGACUUCACGGGGCUGUCCGCCGGUGGUGCAGGAGCGAGCCGGACGGCCAGGGACGACGAAGCCGGAGGCGGUGGAGGUACAGAUGCGAAGCCUGGAGGGAGCUCAUCAGAUACGGCCAUGUGACAGUACGGCAUGGGCCGGCGCGGCAAAGGCGACGCGCGCCGGACCAGAGUCAGCUUCCUACUGUUUUAAGUACUUAAACGUCUUAAAACAACUCGUCGCCACUCGGUUCAACAAGGGCAUGUUUAAAAUUACAUAUUUUGGUAGUACAAGAAAAAUAUUGGAAUUUCGCAGAUAUUGCAGAGUAAAUGAUAACGUAAGGUGGGACAAAAAUAUGACGAACUUGUUCUCUCGCUAUUCAUAGGUUUAGUUAGAAAUUGGAUGACAAUUCCUUGAGAGUUGAAACUAACGUAAAACCCAAUGUUUAUUUCACAGUAUUUGCGAUAUGUAUUUUUAACCAAGCCUUGUUCUAAGCAUUAUAUUCAUUAACCUGCGCCUACAGUCCUAAUUGAAUUAACUGACCCGUAAUGGGAUUAUUUCAUCGUACAAACUGUGUUAUUAAAUAUAAUGCUGUAAACCGAUAAAAAUGUUGAUAAUGUAUUUAAUAAUGCGCAUAUUUUUGCGAUUGUUAGAUGGAUUUCAGCAACUUAAUUUUAAGAUGGACAGUACGAUAUAGAAAUAAUUUUAAUACCACUUGCGACACACAAGAUCGUUGGUAAUUUGUGAAUAAUGCUGUAAGCUUAUCGUUAGAGCGCGGACACGCAAGGCUGUGGAACUAACAUACCUUAUAGUCUUAAUCUUCUUCUUUCUUAUUCACUGUUCUUCUUUCAUAGAGUAGAUCUUCUAAGCAUACACUCGCGUUACGAAUUUUCCAUGGUUAUAAUAAAUGUGAUCGUUAAUUAAGAGUGAAAACGUACAAUAAAUACUUGUUACACUAGAAUAUUGUUACACAAUGUUACAUAAUGAUACAAAGAAGCCUAUUUUUUUAAUUUUCCCUCUAGCUGACCUAAGUCCAAACCUGUGUAUUAUUCGUUAGGUUGAGAGUUCCUAAUUCUAAGUUUAAUCGCCGCUAUAUAUGCACCUCUGUGGUCCUGUUGCACCUUUGAGUUAUGCACGUUUGCUUUAUGUUUUCGUUGCAUCAGUUAAAACAUGCUACUUCACAAUCACAACACUUCCAUUCCGUGUUACAUGUCUAAUUGUAAAUAUAGCAAACGCCAUCGGACCGACAUUGCAUGAAUGUGAAUCGGAUAAACUAGAUGUGUGUUGCAUGUGUGUGACAAUGGAUGUCGUACUUCAUCUUGACGGGAAGACGUUUAGGAUAAACAUGAUGGAACUUGACUCUGGUGGUUUGCACCACCACGUCGCCAUGGAACAGAUGUUAUAUAGACCGAAUGAAGGAACGCAUUGGCAAGUUUAAUGUUGCAUGAUCUGUGUUUGCUAAAUGUACAUCGCUCGGCAUGUCGCUCGCCAUAAUAAAAAAAACAUAUCUACUGCUUAUCGGGGGUAAUGUUAUUUAGUGUUUAAGUGACUUCAAGGUUUGCAACUCGGAUAUCACGCUUCGCUGAGUUGCUUAGGCUAGAGCGAAAUGAUUUUAUACAUAUCAGCGACUGUAACACCAAUUUUUUUUUAAUAUUUAUACAUUUAUCGACGAAUAUACCUACCAGAUAUUACACUGCUAAAUAAAUUAAUCGAAAUACUUUCACGUGAAUAGAACAAUAAAGACAUUGUUAUUUAAUAAAUUUAAUUUCGACAUCAACUAUUGCUUUAAAAAAAGGCGUGAGUAUAUUCCUAUUUUGUAUAACUCAAAAGCAAUAAUAUAUUUCUGCAUAUCAAAGCUAAUAAUAUAAUAUAGUAUUAAUAUAGGAACGUAGAACUAUGAAAUUCGCUUUUCAAUUAUAUCUAAAACAUGCCUGUGUUCUAAUUCGAUCUGCCUUUCUGGGUCUAUAUAACUCUCGUUUCAUUAUUCUCGAUUUCAAUUUACCAGUUAAUACUUAAUAUAAGAUUAUCUACAUCGAUUUCUAAUUAAUCUUUAAAUCCUCUUAAAAUUAUUGUAAGUUAGCUUAAGUUCUUAAAAACGCCUUAAGUUUUAUUCACGAACAAUAUUCGAUUAAUGUAAAGAGCUUUACAAAGCUUUAUCAUAAGAGUUGUGAAUCGAAAUCGUGGCCACGUAACGUUUAGACUCAAGUUUAGAAUAGACCGCCUUCGAUCUUAAUUAUAAAUCUAAUUUUAUAAGAGUUUUCAUAUAGUUAUUCCGGUAAAGCAAGCUCUAAAUGACGGUUUGUAAGGCUUAUAUUAGGUACAGAUGCUAAGUUUGCAGUUCAACGUACAAAUCACGUUACUUUUCUAAUAUAUUUUUUAAAUACAUGUUUAAGUUCAAACGUAACAAAUACAGUGUACGUUAUUGACAAAUCAUGGCAUUAUGAACUUGCUUAUAACGUUGUAACUAUGUUCAUGACCAAUGUAAUUACCAUAAGCUAGAGAUUUGUAGUGCAGUAGGCUUAUACGGAUCGCAGACAACCUCAUGUUCAAAUUAGAUCGCUCGGUGAAUGACACAUACAAUAGCCGUCGUGCCUCUUAUAGUAGAUAUGGCUAGAUGCAAGCAUCGCCACGUAAUACCUUAAUUGUAUAAAUUUAUGUUUUGUGUACGUACAGAUGUCAAAUUUCGGCUUGUAUUUCGGAAGUGCUUAAUCAAUACAGUAUGAAUUUUGAGUAGGUAAUGUAAUAAAGGAUAUAUACACAUCUGUACGUGUUCAAGAAAAUUAAUGUACAAAUCACAUUACGUACUGCCUAUUGUUAGCAACACUAGAAUAUUAGAUACUUCAGCCUUUAGACGUGAGGUUCGAAUCGAUUCAACGAUACAAAUUUUUUUAUGAACAGGUUUAACUUUGGCUGUUACCUUUCAAUGAGAUUAAAUCGUACGUCGUCAGUAACUUGCGUGAAAUGCCACUUGGCUAAAGGCUGAGAUGUAUCGUAAAGGUAAUAUUACCACAACAGUGACUUCCAUUGCAUUUAUAACCAGCUAGAUAAGUGACGUAGAUAGCUAUACAGAUUUGUGAUAUUACGAGUUAAUUGAUAUUUAGUACAACGUCCUUUAUCGUUUCAAUGUUUAGAAUAGUGGGACACGAAAAGAACACCAAUAUAAAAUCAUAGUGAAUAGUUAUUAUACAUAUUUGGUAAAUUAAGAUAAUGUAUAGAGAGCAGCUGUUAGUCAAGAUGCAUGGUUUUUGCUAAUUAUCAAAUUUCUCUUAUUAAAACGAAGAUAUAAAUAGAUAUAUUCUGCGUUGGUCAAUAAAAUGUUUAAAAAAUAUUUACAAAAUAUCGCACAUUAAUAAAUUAAUUUAUUAAUAUUCUUAAAUAGAAAUUUAAAUGUCUGCUUCGAAUUCCGAUUUUAUAGAUUUCUAGUUUCUGAUAUAUAUUUGAAAUUAGGACUAGUGGGUAAUUGGCUUUCUAUUUAUUUUUUCUAAAGUAUAAAUGUUGGUAACCCUGAAGGAAUAAACCCCAGAAACGAAUGUAAAUAUUUAUGAUAGAUCGUUCUCGUCUACGCGUUUUGUGUCGUAUUUAAAUCAACUUACUAUUUUAAUAAGAGUGGAAAAUUAGAGUUGUAUUGUCGAAACUGUUGUGAUUGUUAUCAUAUACAAUGUUGCAUUUUCAUUAAAAUAUAGUAUAUUUUCAAUAGGGCUGCCAAAGUUUAAUAUGAAUAGACGUAGUCACGAUAUUUACGUCAUCAAAAAUUGAGGUUGUAUGUGGAAUAAUGUAUUUUAAUGUUUGAUUAUGAAGUUAUUAUGUGACUGCCAAAAUCGUUUAAGAAAUUAGACAUUAAAAAUAAUUAUACUAAAUUGUCAAAUUACUUAUACCGCGUUGGCAUGUGCAUAACUGUAUUUACUUAUUGAAUAAAAAGUAUUCGUAUUAAUGAAA